This is a messenger RNA of Schistosoma spindalis, 1078 nucleotides long. Lineage: Eukaryota; Metazoa; Platyhelminthes; Trematoda; Strigeidida; Schistosomatidae. The record is from the annotation of a GenBank genome assembly.
AUGUGCAAAAACCAAUCGGUUCAUACGAAGGAUUGGGUAUUGAAUUGGCAAGGCGAGUUUUCAAGAAUGACCAAGGUCGCUUCAGCAGUUCUGCGUAUCUGUGAUACUUUCCUUUUUGACUGUGAUGGUGUUAUCUGGAAUUCUAACGUCCUUAUUCCAUCGGCCCAAGCACUUAUACAAUAUUUGUUCGACCACAAGAAGAAUGUUUUUCUAGUUACGAAUAAUAGCAGAAGAUCUGUAAAAGAAUACGUCUCCAAAUGUAAUGGCUUGGGACUGCCGGUUUUGGAAAAAAAUAUAAUAUGUACAGCUCGUGUUGCUGCUUGUUUUCUUCGAGAAAAAAUAUCUGACGGGGAAGUAUAUGUGGUUGGUGAGAGCGGAAUCGGCACUGAAUUAAAUGAAUCUGGAGUAUCUCACUUUGGAAUCGGACCUGACUUCCCAGUCGACCCGUCUAAUCCCCUUCAUGGAAUGGAAUUUAGACCAAACGUGAAAGCUGUUCUUGUGGGCUUUGAUAGUCAUUUUAAUUACAGGAAACUGAUGCGAGGAACUGCCUACAUAAAUAAUGGGGCUUAUUUCUACGCUACGAACGAAGAUGCACAACUACCGGGUGGCAAUAUUGUCUUCCCAGGUACUGGAUCUAUCGUAUCAGCUUUCAGAGUUGCUUCAGGAAAGGAGCCUGUUGUAUUUGGAAAACCACAUAAACCCAUGUUUGAUCUACUCUGCCAAUAUUGCGAAUUGGACCCUUCAAAAACUGUGAUGGUUGGAGAUAACUUAUAUACUGAUAUCGCAUUUGGGAAUAAAUUUGGUUUGCAUACAGUAUGCGUCCUGACGGGUGUUACUAAUCAAGCGUUAAUUGAUAAAGUAAACUGUUCACCAGAAGAUGAACUUUUUCGACCAAAAUAUGUUUUGCAAUCUGUUACAGAUAUUUUAAAUAUUUUGAAAGAAUAAAUCAACUGUUCUUUCCCUCUUGUUUACUCCUAAAAUAUUUCUCCUUAGUUCCUAUAUAUUUUCAUUUACUAGUGAUCAUCUUCUAAUAAGCUUAUUCAGAUUUUGUGAUUUACAUUGUUCGCUCAUUAUGUUU